Messenger RNA from Stylophora pistillata, 4215 nucleotides. RefSeq lists its product as uncharacterized. Gene Ontology annotation, molecular function: metal ion binding. Gene Ontology annotation, biological process: endosomal transport. Lineage: Eukaryota; Metazoa; Cnidaria; Anthozoa; Scleractinia; Pocilloporidae. The record is from RefSeq and is a predicted model, not a curated record. Gene Ontology annotation, cellular component: early endosome membrane.
UUUGCAACACCUGCUGUUCACAGCUGGCCAGAUUUCCCUACUUGGAGUUUAAAAUUGGUAGAGUUUGUUACCUGUGUACAGCGGCGAUAAAACAAGCAACUAAGCAGAAAAAGUUGCAGAAACAAUUGGUGAGUAAUGCACAAGAAUCUAGGAGGAUGCCAGAAAAGCCUCUUAACUCACCCGCUUCAAUACAGAAUCCAAAGGGGUUGCCUCAGAGAAUUGCAGUGACCAACGCAAAUGCACAAGGAAAUUCUUCAUCGGCUCCACAUACUUCUGUCUUGCCUGGGGAAGUUGUGGCGGCAAAUAUGCAGCCACAAAGGAAUUCACCAUCACUUCCCCUUGCACAAGGUCUAAGAACAUCCACGCCGUCCAGUGUACCUGUGCCUCAGGGAAGCGUGUCAAACCAGCCUCUUCAAUAUCAACCAUUAACAUGGCCACCAGUGUCGUCUGGGAGGGUUCAAAAUACUGCGACACCAUUACAACCUGUUGCACCCUCAAAUAACCCUUCACAAGGAUCCCAGAGUCUUACCAGACCUGCCCAACCAGCUAAACAGUACAUGUGGGUGCCUGCUUCCCAUGUCCAACAACCAGCUGUACCUGUUGUUUAUAUGAAUCCUGUUGCACCUAAUUUACCAGGGAGACCCAUGUUGAUGACUUAUCCACCAGGGCAGCAGUUCAUUCCACAGCAGGCUCCAGUUGUGCUGCUCCCUAACCAGCUGCCUUCUACUUCAUCCUUGGUUCAGGCAACUGAAGCACCUAAAACCUCUAGUGGCAGUUUGAAAGGCACAGUCCCAGUUUCAAACCGACCUCCUUCUGGGACAGUAACAACUUUUAGUGUCUUGCCACAACACGUGGGACAGGCUGCUGUCCUUGGCCAUAACACUGGAAGUGUGAAAACGACGACAACAACAACAACAACAUCAACGAUAGCAACAACUGUAAUUAAUCAAGUUUCCAGCACUUCAAGUUCAGCUCCCUCCAGUCAAAUACAACCUCCCUCGUUUCAGUCACUUCAGCAAACUAUCCCAGAACCCAGUGAAGAGGCUCUCACUUCAAACCACAACCUUCCCUCUACUUCUGUACUUGAUCAGACUCCAUCCCAUGCGGUUACCACCGCUUCACCAUCUCAGAGGGAAUCCCCUUCUGUGGCAAGCAGCUCCAGCGGGGAUCACCAAUCUCAAGAAAGUCUUACUGGAAGCCAACGUUCAAGGCAAUCAGAAGGUAGUGUUCUGGUUUCUGAUGAAACAGACCCAAACACCAAAGAUACCCAGCUACCGUUAAGGAGAGCUGGAAGGACUAUUACGUGGCGUCACAGAACCCAGGGAAAGAGCAAAUUACGAGAGAAGAAGAAGUCUAUAGCAAAAAAUUUAAAAGAACUUCCCGAUGGCAUAACAGUUCAGGCCACAGCAGACCUCUUCGUUCACGUCAAGAAAAUGAAAUUAAAAGAGGGAAACAAAGACAUUUCAGUGUGGUGCUAUCUGAGUGAGGGUCUCGGCAAGUUCAAUCAUUUAGAGGUGGUGGUUUUGUUGGAAAUACGGAAAAAGGAGGAAAUCUUUCCCGAAGAAGUUUUGCGGGUCUAUAGAGGCAUUUUACAUCUGGCUUCAAAAAUGGAUCAUCGUUUUUACCAUGGCAACUAUUUAUCGAGCAACAACCAGUUUCUUGAUGGUCCUGAUGAUGCUGGCUUCAUUCUUGUCUCAAGUGAACUUAAGCCCAAACCUCAGGGAUUAAAAGGAACAAAGACACCUUUCUUGUACGGAAUCCUGGUGAAAAGAUCGGAACUUUCUGCUGCCAUGUUCACACCAAGCAGGCUUCUUCUUCGACUGGGAAAUCAAAUGAACAGUUUCCCGUUUCCGGUGUGGAAUAAUCGGGACCGAAGACCAAUUCUUCUUGGUAACCAACAUGAAGACAGAUUCUUUCACACUGUGUCUGCCAUGAACAAAUACUUGAAAAACAGCGUGCCUGAGGCUAUGAUCCCUGGACUGUAUGUGAUACAAGAACGAAACAAAAUUGUCUUGCAGAUCCCAAAAAGUGAGCAGAGCGCGGUUGUUGGACUCUUGGAUCGUCUGAUAAAGAAGGAAAACCAAACAGCCACUUUGCCUCUUUUGGCUGACAUACCACCGUAUGUGGAUAGCUGUAAGGUUGUGGUGUGCGGUGAAAACGGGAAAAAGACCGUGAAAUCGUUCGGAAACGCAAAUGACGAUUCAGUUGUAGGACUGGGUUUUGUAUUGCUUCAUCUUGGAGUUGAUGCUUCGUCGCCUCUUAGCUUUGGAGGGGAGCUUUUGGACGAUGGUGUCCUGAUUUUCUUCUCGAAGUCCCACACGCUCAAGCUUAGACAGAGCUUGCAAGGGAAAACCAAUUGUUAUUUCUUUCUGGGCGAUAAAUUUGAUAUCGCACAUUUCGAGCUGCGUUGGACGGCAGACGCUAAUUAUCACGUGUUGCCGUCAUCGCUCCAAAACAGCGAACCUCAUCCUGCGGAGACGACCACUGAGGAUACGACACCGAAAGAACCUGGGGCUGGCUCCUUUCCAGGCCACGCAACCAUCGGUGUUCACUACUCGGGAUUUGGAAACGAGGUUGAAAUUUUGAGGCAAGUGUUUGACGACUAUGGCAAGAUCCUUCAAGUCUUGGAAGGAGACAUUCGUCGAGCAUGCACGGAGCCACUCAUGAAACACUCCAAAAAGAUGAAGGCAGGUGACAUUGAGGAUUUGCAAUUGCGUGUUGUGCUUAGGCCAAGUUACAAGAAAUGGUCUGUGGGUCCCAGUGAUUUGCCAACAGCUCUGAUCCGGUCUCUUCAAAUGGUUCUUCACACGGUCAAGGUUCCCAUGGUCUUUGAGGGAGAACUGGUGAUGAGUUUCUAUGUCAGUGUCCUUAAAGAGUAGUAUUCCUUGGUGGUAUACCCAUGAUGCACUGGAAUCGUGAGGAAAACGUUUUUAACUUUUUCCAGCGUUUUUUGAAAAAGUAGAUAUUUAAGAUAAAUUUACGCGUAUAGACGAAAGAGUAAUGCUGGCACCCAUGAGGUAACCGGCAGAGAGUUGUGUAGAAAUUGUGUAGAUAUGUUUAGUUAAAAGCAUAGUGUAACUAUUGACUUCUUAUGUCCGGUCUUAUGUCAGGUCAGAUUAAGCUUAAACUAAAAAAUUCAAAUGCAAUUAUUCAAAGAUUUAUGAAGUGUUAUUGCGGCCCAGAAAAUACCUAACGAAUGUCUGGUUCUGCGUAAAAGUAGUGUGUGUGAUAUCUGGAGAAUCGUCCGCAAAUUUGAAUGAAGUUGGUGCCUGCAAUGUUAGAAAAAAAUAUAUAUAUGGGUGAUCUGGUUAAGUGCCCCGUUAAAUGAUUAGAAAACGAAUAAUUAUCUGAUAUUUUGUAGCGGAGCAGCACCUGGCUGGUCAUUUAUGUUCACACUGCCUAUUACUGCAGGGAUUUUUUCACAGAUAGAAUUGUCCUCCCACCCCUACCCCGCGUUAACCCAUCUUCGAAAAAAGAGACAAUAGAAAAAAAUAAAACCCUUAACAGGUGGGAAUGGUAAGCUGUUGUUCUCAAUUCCGGCUUCAUAAAAGUUAUGUGUAAUUUUCAUAAGUGUAAAGCUUGUUUAUCUGUGUUGUUCGACAACUAUAAAAGUUAAAAAAAAAAAACGUUCAUAUUUUAUUCAACAUUUCCAAGUUUAUGACCCCUUCCAUGGAAGAAUGGAUUGUGUCCUAAGUUAUCAUGAUGAGAGUUCUUGAAGGAAGAGUGUUUGCUGUUGACCCUCUCACUCCUGUGAUCCGAUUGGUAACUGUUCCCUUUAGGUGCCAUAGGUUUUUUUUUCUUUUCUUUUUUUUUUUUUUUUUUUUGCUUUAUGCGUGUUGAAUAGAAUUCAAUGUCAUUAUCUGCCUUUUGACUGAGUGGAAAGGCCGGACUGGAAAUUAUUUGGUUCUAAGUCAUGAUGGACUUUAUGUCCGAGUGAGAGGCAAAUGUUUUCUUUUACAGCUUUCCCACCCAGUCGGGCAGCGCUCAGGGGCGAGAUGAAGCGAUUCCUGUGUACUGAUUGGCUACCCGAGCGGGCAAGAUGGGCUCGGAAUCGCUCGCUCUAAUCCUGCGCAAAACAAGGAACGUGGAGCGGACUUAUAAAGUUCGCAGCUUUUGGACAAUGUCGGCGACGAAGUCGCAAAUAGUGGUAAAAGACAGUCAACAAAAAAAUAAAUAAAUAAAUAAUCAACCCUCUUGGGUUUAUUUUGCUACAAA